Molecule: messenger RNA, 7002 nt
Organism: Nothoprocta perdicaria
Lineage: Eukaryota; Metazoa; Chordata; Aves; Tinamiformes; Tinamidae
Gene: MALRD1
Product: MAM and LDL receptor class A domain containing 1
Exons: 40
Coding region: 1-6423 (2140 amino acids)
Cellular component (GO): membrane
Molecular function (GO): protein binding
Source: RefSeq, a predicted model, not a curated record
AUGAACCAGUUGGUGUUCGUCUGUGUGCUAUGUGGCUUUGCUCCUGUGAAUAUUCGGYCAGCUUCAGGAACUGAAUUCCAGUGUGAUGGCUCCCCUGCUCCUUCUGGAGAAUUGUGCGUUUUUGCUAACCAGUGYGGAGGCAGCAGUGAUGCAAAAAAAUAUUCUUCCUCUGAAAAGUGUGACUUUGAAACUGACUUGUGCCAAACCUUUCCUGAACUGAAUUUACAACCUGGAUGGAUUAGAAGAAAUGGCCGAUCUGGUUUGGGGCCACCUUACUCCGACCGUACUGGGAAUGACACUGCUUAUUUCCUCUCAUGGCCUUCUGAAAUGGGAUCCUCCUCUGCAACUUUAAGGAGCCAUGCUUUCCUUCCAACUGGAAAAGAACAUAUUUGCCAGAUUAAGUUUUAUUAUUGGAUCGGUCAAAUUAAUGCAACAUUGAUGGUGGGGCUUCGAGAGCACCCUGAGGAUACCGUUAAAAAUAUCUGGCAAGAUUCAGGAAAACGGCAAAAUCAAUGGAUAGCAAAUAUGAUCACAAUCAACAGCACUGAAAAAUAUGAGGUUAUUUUUUGGGGGCUGGUAGAGAUGCAGAGACAAAAUGAAACUAUUGCCGUUGAUGAUAUUUCUUUUGGUGAAGGAUGUUUUCCAGAAUUUGCACAGCAGGCUUCCAGUUUUGAGCUUGAUGUGUGUGAAUGGAAUUCAGAUCCAGCAGCUGUGCCCGCAACAUGGGUCCACCUACAAGAAGGACAUAAACUUGCCUACCGCUCCUUUCUAGAAGAUGAAAGUAACAAUAGUGAAGGCCAUUUUGUGUGGGUGGACGCCGACAACAACAUAUUAUACAAAAGUGCUUAUCUUAACAGCUCCAUGUGUCAUUGCCUUGGCAAGAAUUGCCAUUUUCAAUUUCAUUACUCCAUGGSAGAAGGCAGCACUCUCAAGACAGUGCUAUAUACUGACCAGAAAGAACAUGCCCUGUGGGAAACCACUGUAAGGACUAGCAAGGAAUGGGUCAACGUGGACAUACAGAUACCAGAAGGAGAAGAAAAAUUAAAGCUUACRUUUGAAGGAGCAGUUCCGAGCAGAGCAGGUUUUAUCUGUAUGAACARCAUCCAGCUCAUGGACACUAUGCAACCAGCAUUACCAGGCUUCUGGUCCUCAGAKGAGUUCAUCUGCACCGAUGGCCAAUCUAUCAACCGAGGAUCAGCCUGUGACUCCCACCCAGACUGUUCYGAUGGAAGUGAUGAGGCUCCAGCAACCUGCUCUAACUAUACUAUGUGUAAUUUUGAGACUGACUUCUGUGGAUGGAAGCCGUUAAGUACAUCUGAUGCUGAGUGGAAUAUAACAACAGGACAAGCUCUUCUUGACACAAAACUUCCUGACAGAGAUCAUACCACUAAUGCAGGACAUGGAGCAUACAUUUACUUUGCUGGCUCACAACAGAGGAACACCGAGAUGGUCACGUCUCACUUGCAGAGUCCUUUCCUCAUCAAACUGUCCCCUGGACUUGUCUUUUGUCAGAUAAAAUUUUGGUAUCAGUUAUCUCAAGACUCCCAGCUUUCAGUCUUUAAAAAAAGUACCCUGGAUGGAAGUUUGGAAAAACUGUUGGGCAUUUCAGGAUUGCCUGAGCUGCAGUGGGCAAAAGCCAGUGUACCAGUAGAAAAUGUACCUGAGGAUUUACCUUUUCAGAUCAUUUUACAAGCUACAGUUAUAUCAAAAAAUGCUUUCAUUGCUGUUGAUGAUAUCAGUGUAACAGAGGAAUGUGGAGUUAUGAACAAACCACUCUCAAGUAUCAGCCAGCAAAGCAAAGCCGCUGUGUGUGACUUUGAAGAAGGUAACUGUGGUUGGCUUGAAACUGUAAAUGAUGAAUUUGACUGGGUAAGAAGUUCUAGUCAUGCUCUUCCACCUGCUUUUCAAAAGCAAGCGCCUCUGCAGGAUCACACCUACAAUAAGUCUGAAGGUCAUUUUAUGUUUAUUCUGAAAAACAGCAGCAAUAUUUCACAAGUUGCUCAGCUACGAAGCCCAAAGUUCAGCCAAACUGGAUCAAACUGCACAGUGUCUUUCUGGUAUUACAAUUAUGGAUUUUCAGUUGGAGCAGCAGAGAUGCAAUUGCUUGUGGAUGGGCUGGAGGAGCCUACUGUCCUUUGGCGGAUAUAUUACAACCAGGGAAAUCAAUGGUUGAAGGCAUUCAUUCAGCUUGGACGCCUUCCACAUCCUUUCCAAUUAUCACUUGACAAAAUCAGUUUGGGUUUUUAUGACGGCGUCUCAGCUAUUGACGAUAUUACAUUUGAAAAUUGUGCUCUUCCAUCACCAGCAAUAAGCUGUGAAGGUCCUGAUCGUUUCUGGUGCAGAGUCACAAAAGCAUGUAUUGACAUUUUAUUGGUGUGUGAUCUUGUGGAUAACUGUGGGGAUGGAUCAGAUGAAGACAACUGUGACCCUGACUUACAGUGCAACUUUGAAAAUGGUCUGUGCAAUUGGGAGCAGGACACAGAAGAUGACUUCGACUGGAUCAGAAAACAGGGUCCAACCCCCACACUGAAUACAGGCCCAUUCAAGGAUCACACACUAGGCACGGUCAGGGGACACUACCUCUACAUGGAAUCCUCAGAGCCUUAUGUAUUCCAAAAUAAAGCAGUUUUGGUUAGCCCUGUCUUCAACCCCUAUGUCAAUGAAACUUGCAUUUUCCGCUUCCAUUAUCAUAUGUUUGGAAAGCAAGUUUAUAAACUUUCAGUCUUACAGAGAACUGUGAGUAAUACCAAGGGACAGCUGCUGUGGUAUAAAUUUGGAAAUCAAGGCAACAGAUGGAUAAGACAGACUCUCCACAUCAAUAGCUCUAAGCCAUUUCAGAUCUUGGUGGAGGGUACCAUAGGAGAUGGUUUCACUGGAGACAUAGGAAUUGAUGACUUGUCCUUCCUAUCGUGUAGCCUUUACAACGGAAACUUGCCACCAAUCUCUACAACUCCAGCCGGAACUUCAGUUCCUGUCACACUCCCUGUGAACAACUGCACAGAGGAGGAGUUUGUCUGUAGAGGCUCUGGCAAUUGUAUCCACAUGACCAAGAAGUGUGACUUCAGGCCUGACUGCUCUGAUAAGUCCGAUGAAGCGUCUUGUGCAAUGGAAAUGUGCAAUUUUGAAGAUAAAUCCCUAUGUGGAUGGUAUCAGACAGCCUUAGAAGAGACGUCAGAAACUGAUUCCAUCCAUUCCAGAAAUAUUUUCAAGUGGGGACUUGGAAGAGGAGCAAAUCUCUUCCCUGGGCAAGAAAAACACAGCCCAUCAAUUGAUCAUACUACGUUUACUGAAGAAGGCUGGUAUCUGUUUACAGACAGCUCGGUUGGAAAAUUUGGUCAGACUGCUGACAUUGCUACCCCAGUCAUCUCCCUUACUGGGCCAAAAUGCAAAAUGGUAUUCUGGAACUAUAUGUCUGGUGCAACAGUAGGUUCUUUGCAGGUUCUCAGUAAAAUUGGUAACAUCACUACUAAGCUGUGGGCUCAAAGUGGCAGCCAAGGUGCACAGUGGAACAGAGCAGAGGUGUUCUUAGGAGUUCGUUCGGGUUUUCAGGUUGUUCUCAGGGCUAUACGUGGUGUCAGUUACAUGGGAGAUGUGGCAGUGGAUGAUAUUACCUUUGAAGAUUGUUCACCUUUGCUCAUCCCAAACAGACCUUGCACAGUAGAGGAAUUCACAUGUGCCAACAAGUACUGUAUCCCAAAGGAUAAUCUGUGUGAUUUUGUAAAUGACUGUGCAGAUAACUCAGAUGAGAACCCUAACAUUUGUAGCACAUGUAUUGGGUGUUGUAAUUUUGAGUUUGAUCUUUGUGAUUGGAAGCAAGAUGAAAAUGAUGACUUUGACUGGAACCUCAGAACUAGCAGUACUCCAAGACUGGGCACAGGACCAGCUGCUGAUCAUACCUUGCAAGAGCCAUCUGGACACUACAUUUUUAUAAAGAGUUCAUUUCCUCAGUUGCCAGGACAGAAAGCCAGGAUUUCUAGUCCUGUGUUAAGCAGAAGGAGUAAAAACUGCAAGAUACUAUUCUAUUACUAUAUGUAUGGAGCUCACAUUGGGUCAUUGAUUGUCUACCAGAAGACUACAGCAGAACAUGAAAAAAUCCUCCUCCUYCUCACAGGAAACCAGGGAAAUUUCUGGCAAAGGCAGGCAUUGCCCCUGGAUGGAGAUGAAGAUUUCCAAGUCAUCUUUGAAGGGAUAGUUGGAAAAGGUUCUGGAGGUGUCAUAGCACUUGAUGACCUCACAUUAUCCAGGGAGUGCUUACCAUUCCAGGAAUUUUUACCAUUAGAGCCCACAGCAGUGACUCCUACAGGCCCCUGCUCACAUGGCUAUUGGGAAUGUCAGAACGGCAAGUGUUACAGACCAGAACAAAGCUGCGAUUUUGUAGACAACUGUGAGGAUAAUACAGAUGAGAGUGAAUGUGGGACUUCCUGCACCUUUGAGAAGGGCAGAUGUGGCUGGCAGAAUUCCCUGUCAGACAAUUUCAACUGGGUGCUGGAGGUCGGCUCGCCUCAAAGCCUGAGACCUCCCAAGGAUCACACACUUGGAAACAGGACUGGACAAUUCCUGUAUCUUGAAGCUACUCCAAUAGGCCUAGAAAAUGAAAAAGCCCAUGUGAAGAGUUCCAGGUGGAGGGAGUCAAGCAAGACUUGUGUGAUGAGCUUCUGGUACUUUAUGUCAUCAAAAGCCACAGGACGUGUUCAAGUUCUCAUUAAGACUAAUGAUGGAAUUGUGAAAAUAUGGAGUGAUCCAGGAAAUCAUGGUGAUGAAUGGAAGAAAGCUGAGUUACAUCUGGGGAAGAGGAGGAAUUUUGAAGUUGUUUUUGAAGGCAUUCGUACCAGAGACAUGGGCGGAGGAGCAGCAAUAGAUGACAUAGAGUUCAAGAACUGCACCACAAUUGGAGAGAAUCCAAGGGAAUGCCCUGCGCUCACUGAUUUUGUGUGCUGGAACAAGAAUUGCAUAGAGUCUCAGUUUGUCUGUGACUAUAAACCAGACUGUGAAGACCUGUCAGAUGAAGCUGACUGUGGUUACUAUACAAGUAUUCCUGGAAGUUGCAACUUUGAAUCACAGGAAUGGACCACUGCAUGUGGAUUAACACAAGACUCUAGUGAUGAUUUUGACUGGACUAUUAAAAACAAUGCUGUCACUGUGCAAACAGGUCCUGAUGCUGACCAUACACCAGGUAAAGGACAUAUUUUUUUGUAUGUAAACUCGUCUGCCCAAAAGGAAGGAGACAGAGCAAGGAUAAUUACUACUAAAUUCUUCCCUGCCAGCCUUGGAGUCUGUAGAGUUCGAUUCUGGUUCUGGCUGUUUGCUUCUAGGCAAACAGGAGUCUUAAAGGUGUACACAGUUGAAGAACAUGGAAUGGAUAUUCUUAUGUGGUCUUCUAGUAAAAAUGAAGAGAACAAAUGGAUGUAUGCAAAUGUGCUCCUAUCCAGCAACAGCCCUUUCAGGGUUGCUUUUGAAGCUGAAGUGGGGUGGAGAGAAUCUAUGGAAUUUGCUCUUGAUGAUGUAUCUUUCACCCCAGAAUGUAUUGAUGGAGGACCAGCUGAUCCACACCCUCCAGCUUGCAGAAGUGACCAGUUCACAUGUGCAUAUGUGCAGCAGUGCUUACCCCUCACUGCAAAAUGUAAUGAGGCUGAAGACUGUGCAGAUGGAAGUGAUGAAAUGAACUGUCCCACAAAGAUUCCUACCACAGAGUCUCUGGGGCCCUGCAAGGAAACAGAGUUCUUGUGUCCUUCCAAAGGAUGUAUCCCAUCCCUCCUGAAAUGUGAUGGUGUGCCUGACUGCCAGCUUCAAGAAGAUGAAAUUGGCUGCCCCAUGAAAGAUUGUUCAAAUGGUUCUUUGUUAUGUACCUCAACUAAUCAAUGUAUCCCAGUAUCCCAGCGUUGCGAUGGUGUUGUAGAUUGUGCUGAUUUCAGUCCUGAUGAAUCCAGCUGUUCAGAUUGUCCUGAAGAAUACUGCAAAAAUGGUGGAACCUGUGUCACCAGAGAUGCUGUUCCUUUAUGCCAAUGCGGAAAAGAAUGGGAAGGAAAUCGUUGCCACCUAAGUGCUAAACCUCCUCAACAGCCAGCACCCAAUCUCCUUUCAAGUGAUGCUUGGAUUGGAUUGGGAGUUGGUUUCCUGCUGAUUGACAUUGCCAUUGCUGCCUUCUGUUUCCUUUCAAAGAAAGCAUCAGAAAUGAAACUGGAGGAAAACCCAAAUACUUCAUUUGCCAACCCAUUGUUCAAAGACCUCAGUCCAUCUGGGAACGUAAAGAGUCAUGGGUGUGCAGCUUCACCUGUUAUUCAAAUCAGUGUUUCUCCAUGGCAUGAGAAUCUUUCCAAUAAAGAUGUGAAUGAUACUUCUUUUCCAAAUCCUCUCUAUGGUGAGGCCACAGAAGACCUGGAGAAAUUAUGCAGUUUCMGGAAAAUAGACAUAAAAAGAGAUUAAUACUGCUUGUGACUCUUAGCCUGAACAUUUUUUUCGAAAAUCUGAAAGUAUGCCAUGAUAGUAUAGCAUUUGCAAUAUAAAUUAACAUAGUAUAAUUCUUGCAGUAAAAUUAUAUUAAAAAUGGAAUCCAUAAAGAAGUUAAAAAAUAYAUAGUGUGUCUUAUUUUUGUUGGCACAGAAAUAAAUUGGUAGCUCUGAGUUAAUUUUACAUUUGUACAGCUAAAAUUCCAAUAUGUUAAUAAAAAUGUUUAAUCAAAUCCAAAUUCCAGAGGUCUAGGAAUUAUAAUUUUGUCUGUUAYUUAAGAAAUCAUGACUCUUCUUUUUCUGUAAUUAUUUCUUAGAAAGUGAUCUUAAAUAGUUAUUUAAGYGUUCCAAGGGGUAGAAGCAAAAACAAAGUAAUUGCAUUAUUAGAAACAUACAAAGUUAAGUUAAAGAUGGUCAUGAAUUAUGGAUUUGAGUAUCAACUUAGGGUGUGUUUCAGCAAUGUGAAAUACCGAUAUGUGCUCUUGUAUUUAAAAAUCUAAUCGUCAUUAACCUUAAACAUAUCUAACCAAACUCUCUAAUGAUCAGCUCUGCAGUG